AUGACACGUACUAGUGGAGUUUUUUGGAAUACAGUUGGUGUUACCUAUGCAGGAACUGGCGUGCAAGGUUCUGCUUUGAAUCAAUUAUCUACGCCAACCGGUAUAUUUAUAGAUUCAAGCGAUAUUCUAUAUAUAAAUGAUGGUGGCAAUUAUCGUUCACUGAAAUAUUUGCCUGGUAGCACGAGUGGUAUUCUUGUAGCAGGAACAGGUGUGAGUGGGUCUGCAUUGAAUCAACUUGGCUUAUCAACACGUUUUAAUUAUGUCGAUUCAAAUCAAAAUAUUUACAUUAGUGACGGAAGCAAUAGUCGGAUUGUGCGUUGGGCAAAUGGUGCAUCCACCGGAGUGAAAGUAGCGGGCGCUGGUACUUCUGGAACCUCACUAAAUCAAACAAGAACUCCAUACGGUGUAUGGGUAGAUUCUAGUUCAAACGUAUUUGUUUCGGAAUAUACCAAUCAUCGCGUAACAAGAUGGAGUCCAGGUGGAACAGUAGGAGUUAUUGUCGCUGGUGGAAAUGGACAAGUUCCAUUUUUAUUGGUAGGUGCAACAUCAGAUAGAUUAUCAGCGCCCUCUGGUAUGUUUUAUGAUGAAACAAUGCAAGAUCUAUAUAUUGUGAAUGCUAUUUCAAACAUAGUGGUGAAAUGGCGUGUUGGUGCUUCGAAUGGCACUGUUCUGGCUGGUGUUGCUGGAAGUUCUGGAUCAUCAUCCACUUAUUUAGAUUUUCCAGUAGAUUUAACAUUAGAUCAAUGGAAUAACAUAUAUGUUGCCGAUCGUCAAAAUUUACGAAUUCAACUUUUUUGCAAUGGCAGUCUGACAGGCAUUACGAUUGCUGGAUUGGGUACUAGUGGUACCAGUCUCGUUGUUCCAUAUAGUGUGGCAUUAGAUUCAAAAUUAAAUUUGUAUGUCUCUGACAAUGGUGCUGCGCGUAUUAUUAAAUUUUCUAAAUUAUAA
Rotaria sordida is the source of this 948-nucleotide messenger RNA. NCBI's taxonomy places the organism in Eukaryota, Metazoa, Rotifera, Eurotatoria, Philodinida, Philodinidae. The record is from the annotation of a GenBank genome assembly.